Messenger RNA from Nomascus leucogenys (northern white-cheeked gibbon), 4401 nucleotides. RefSeq names its product suppression of tumorigenicity 7 like (gene ST7L). The record is from RefSeq and is a predicted model, not a curated record. Lineage: Eukaryota; Metazoa; Chordata; Mammalia; Primates; Hylobatidae. Gene Ontology annotation, molecular function: protein binding.
GGUGCUGCUGUCCGCCCCUUCCCUGCCCCACGAAGGAAUAGGUAGCCCCAAUCUUGAGACACGCUCCUCCACCUUCGAAAUCUUCUCGGUCCCGGUUCCCCAGGACUCAACCUUCACAGAGGCCAACUUCAGGUCCGCCACUAUCCCAGGAUUCCCGACUCCCGGUUUCCUGUCCUCCCCUCCCAGCUUCUGGCGCCUGCGAUAGCGGCAAGAUGGCGGACCGUGGCGGCUUGGGUGAAGCUGCGGCUGCUGGAGCGUCUCCUGCAUCUGCCCCUGGCCGAAACCCGACGCUAGGCUGGAGGGAGCGACUGCGGGCCGGGCUGGCGGGGACUGGGGCCUCGUUGUGGUUCGUGGCGGGGCUGGGGCUGCUUUACGCUCUGAGGCUUUACGCUUUGAGGCUGUGUGAGAAUUUGGCAGCAGUGACUGUAUUUUUAAAUUCAUUGACACCCAAAUUCUAUGUGGCACUUACAGGGACAUCUUCAUUGAUAUCAGGACUAAUAUUUAUAUUUGAAUGGUGGUACUUCCAUAAGCAUGGCACAUCUUGUAUUGAGCAAGUAUCCGUAAGCCAUUUGCAACCACUGAUGGGAGAAACAGACAGCAGCAUUUCGGAACCAGGUUCUCCUUCGAGGAGCAGAGAAAGUGAAAUCAGCAGACAGAAUUUGUCAGAAUGUAAGGUAUGGAGAAACCCUCUAAAUCUUUUCAGAGGAGCAGAAUAUAGGAGAUACACUUGGGUGACUGGUAAAGAGCCACUUACAUACUAUGACAUGAACCUGUCAGCUCAGGAUCAUCAGACCUUUUUCACCUGUGACACAGAUUUUUUACGUCCUUCAGACACAGUUAUGCAGAAGGCAUGGAGGGAAAGAAAUCCUCCAGCUCGAAUCAAAGCAGCCUAUCAAGCUUUAGAAUUAAACAAUGACUGUGCCACUGCAUAUGUUCUACUGGCUGAGGAAGAAGCAACAACUAUUGUAGAUGCUGAAAGGUUAUUUAAACAGGCACUCAAGGCAGGAGAAACAAUUUAUAGGCAGUCACAGCAGUGCCAGCACCAAAGUCCUCAGCAUGAAGCUCAACUGAGGAGAGAUACCAAUGUACUGGUAUAUGUUAAAAGAAGAUUGGCAAUGUGUGCAAGAAAAUUAGGAAGAAUAAGAGAAGCAGUAAAAAUAAUGAGAGACUUGAUGAAAGAAUUUCCUCCUCUUACCAUGCUGAACAUCCAUGAAAAUCUCUUAGAAUCACUUUUAGAAUUACAGGCCUAUGCAGAUGUUCAGGCAGUCCUAGCAAAAUAUGAUGAUAUAAGCCUUCCAAAGUCAGCAGCAAUCUGUUACACAGCAGCACUGUUGAAGACAAGGACUGUUUCAGAAAAAUUCUCUCCAGAAACAGCCUCUAGAAGAGGAUUAAGCACAGCAGAAAUUAAUGCUGUGGAAGCAAUUCAUAGAGCUGUGGAAUUUAAUCCUCAUGUUCCAAAAUAUUUAUUAGAGAUGAAAAGUUUAAUUUUACCUCCAGAACACAUUCUGAAACGGGGUGAUAGUGAAGCAAUUGCCUAUGCUUUCUUUCAUCUUCAGCACUGGAAACGAAUAGAAGGUGCUCUUAAUCUGUUACAGUGUACAUGGGAAGGCACUUUUAGAAUGAUUCCACACCCGUUAGAGAAAGGACAUCUAUUUUACCCUUAUCCCAGCUGCACAGAGACGGCUGAUAGAGAGCUAUUACCUACCUUUCAUCAUGUUUCUGUUUACCCAAAAAAGGAGCUUCCUUUGUUCAUCCAUUUCACAGCAGGAUUUUGCUCUUCUACAGCCGUGAUAGCCAUUCUCACACACCAGUUUCCUGAAAUCAUGGGUAUUUUUGCUAAAGCUGUGCUGGGACUCUGGUGCCCCCAACCCUGGGCAUCCUCAGGCAUUGAGGAGAAUACACAGGAUUUGAAGUCAGAAGACCUAGGUUUGAGUUCUGGCUGAGCCACACACUGUUCAUGUGACCUUGGACAAAUCACCAAAUUUUUCUGAACAGCAUCUGUAAAGUGACAGUAACCCCUACCUCACAGGGUUGUUGUGAGGAUUACGUAUAUGCUAAAGCAUUUUGCCUAUGAAAAAGCUUUUAUGAACAUUAUUGUUAUUCCUGGGGAAACCCCACCUUGGAAGCUGUCAAAAAGGACAACUGUAGAUGAAAUUGUCUUCCUUUUUUCUUCAUUCAGCUUAGCCUUUCUGUUUGGCCAGGGCUGCUUACAGGGGCUGUUGGGGUUGAAGUAAAGUCACCGCAUUUUGGCUCAUUUGGUCAAAGAGAAAGAACUCUAAUGUCCAGCUGCUCCGUCAAUAUACUCAUAGAAUGGAAGUGAGCAAAGGAAAAUUUUAAGCCAGGAUAGUUAACAGUUAGGGGGCCAAUGGGAGAAUGCUUGCCUUGCAUUUGCAAAUCCAGAAUGACUAAAACAUCUUAAGUAAAUGAGGAAUAGCCACAAAGAUGCUCAGAGAUAAUAUAAGCCAUGAGUGGGAAGUGGGAAAAUGAGUUUGUCAAUGCCCUCUCUUUUCUAUCCCUUUACCUUUGAGGUCAGGGACAGGGCAUAUUACUGACACCCCACUGGCUAUUGCCCUAUACCUGCCAAUCACCCAAAGAAAAUAAUAGCUUCUGAGAAAGCUCAAUUCACUGUAGCAACUGUGAUAUAUUUACCCUAAUAAAGCCACCACUUGGUCUUUUCCAGUGCUUCUCUCUUAUGGAGAUCAUCCCUGGACUCCAAAGCUCUGCAGUUUUCUAACCCAGUUAAGAGUUAAAAACAACCACAGGUCAUGAGCAGUAGGCUUGGCAGUUAUACCUCAUGCAGUCAUAGGAGACUGCCCCAUCAUUCUCAGCACAUAGGAUGCACAUCUCACUAUCUCUGGCAUGAACCAGCCUUGCAAACUUAUACAGGCUCAGCCACUCUGCUUUGGUGGUAAUUCUUCACCACUGAUCUCUCCUCACCAUGCCCUUUCUGCAUCCUUCCCCAACCACCCACCAGAGGAGUUCUGGUCCCCAAACCAAAGAAUUGCCUGCAGGUUGGUAAUGUAACUUUGUAGAUAUUCCUUGAUUAAAGCUAGACCCUAUUGGUAUCCUUUUUGAAGUACUGGAUCGAAAUCUAAUUGCUUUUUUUUUUUAAUUGUUGGGGAGAGGAGGAUGAGCAGAAGUCCUAUGCAGCCUGAGAGAAGUUCUGUAUGUGUCUAUGUAUGUACACCUCUGUGUGUGUGUGUAACCUCAUGGUUGUGCUCAGGCUGACAGGGAGGGCAAAGAGUGAAAAGGAAGCAUCUCUUUCUUGUUUUCCAACAUUGCUUCAAAGAUGCCCAACCCCCGUAGUAGCAGGCAGUUCCCAAGUGGAGGGUCGGGGCAGAGGCCUCCACCAAGGCCAUCAAUAACCAGGUGUGAGCUACAGGUCUCUGUGUAAUGUGAAGCUCUCCCGUAUUUCAUUUCUGCACCCAGGGGGCGGCUCUGCAGGAUUGCUUACGGAGAGCUCUGUGUCUGGCACCUCUCUCCACAAGGCCCAGGCGCCCAGGGUCCCACCGACCUGCCCAGGAAUGCAUCACAUUGUUCUCUGGUGCGGUAAUUUGGCUGCAGGAGCUAGGCUGAAUGCCUCCCAGGGAUGAGAAACAUACUCUCCCUGGCAUCCUCCCUUCGCCCCAGCUAGCUUGAGCUUCUGCUCUAUGACCACUGAGUGCAUUUAAAUAAAAACCUCAGAAAGACUGAGGAAAAAAAAUUCUAAUUAUCUCUCUUCUGUUAAGCCAUGUAGAGACUCGUGUCCUGAGUGGGUCUGAGAAUUUGGCAAAGACUUAGUGGUUGGUGUUCUUGAUAAGGGAAGUGAGAGAAAGGAGAAGAAAUUACUCCCUGCAACAGGAGGAAUAGAAAUGAAGCAGUGAGUGUUCAGAAAUUAGAUCUACAGGUAGUUUUGCAAACAGACCCUCAGGGCCAGGCAAUGUUUGUUUUUGUUUUUGUUUUUUUAAUCUGAAGCCCCUGAUUUUAUUUUUCCAGCAUCACUCUAAGGAAGAGUGUGGAUUAGUGCCAUUAUUCAGGGCUGGUAAUAAUAAAAGUUAGCUUUUAUCUGCAGGGCUAGGUUAAGGCUGGCAUUCUUACUUUUACAUUAAAAAAACUGGCUACAGGCUGUGCAGCUGAGGUACUUCAGUCAUGUGCCUUCUCUAAAGGAUUCUUAGAUCCUUAAAAUAUAUAGUAGGUUUUAAGUUUGUAUCUAAAUAGCACUUACUGUAAUGUAUUAUACCUAAACGUUUAUUAAAAGUUAGAAGAAAGGAAGGAAUGGAAGAGAGAAGAGGGGCUAAGACAUUGCUGAUCUGAGGGACAGACCUCUAUCAAAUAGAAGAGGGCUGGGAGAAGGGGUGAUUAGAAGCAGAGUGAGGGAACUAUAUGGAGCCCUGACUGCACCAAAUAAAGUUCUCAUUUUGC